AUGCAGCCGGUCGCCCCCACCAUGCAAAGUCUUAUACUGACGGUUCUGCUGUCCACCGGCAUGUUCCUUGCCACCAUCGGGAGGCCUAAUGCUCAGGAAAUUAGUUUCCAUCAGUUGAAGACCGACCUCCUGCAGACAAGCCUUGUUGAGCGCCUUGAGGUGGUGAACAAGGACAUGGUAAAAGUCUACCUAAGGCGCAAGCCACGGCCAACACCGCAGGCUGAAGGGGAGAUGGAAUUCGAAGGCAGUGAGCCAGUGCAGACCCUCCCGGCAGUCUACAAGUUCUACUUCUACAUCGGCAGCGUGGAUUUGUUUGAACGCCAGCUGGAGGAGGCUCAGCUCAACCUGGGGCGCAAGCCGGAGGAAUUUGUGCCAGUGACUUUUGUGACGCAGUGGAACAUUGCGCAGGAGCUGCUUUCACUUGCACCAAUGCUGCUUAUCUUUGGCGCAUUCAUGUGGUUCAAUCGGGGUUCGAUGGGGGCCUUCACAGGCAGCGGCGGUGGCGGAAGGAACUUGUUCAAUGUUGGCAAGGCACAGGUCAAGGUGUUGGACAAGAACGCCAAGGACAAAGUCACCUUCAAAGAUGUGGCUGGCUGCGACGAGGCCAAGGUGGAGAUCAUGGAGUUUGUAAGCUUCCUCAAGGCGCCCACAAAGUACAGGGAGCUGGGUGCCCGCAUCCCAAAGGGCGCCCUCCUUGUUGGGCCCCCGGGUACCGGGAAGACCUUACUGGCGAAGGCCACUGCAGGGGAGGCAAACGUGCCAUUCCUGAGCAUCAGUGGGUCAGACUUCAUCGAGAUGUUUGUGGGCAUCGGGCCCGCAAGGGUGCGGGACCUGUUUACACAGGCCAAGGCACAGAGCCCCUCAAUCGUCUUCAUUGAUGAGAUUGACGCGAUUGGCAGGUCCCGCGGCCGCGGCGGCUUUGCUGGUUCCAACGACGAGCGCGAGAGCACCCUCAACCAGCUGCUGGUCGAGAUGGACGGCUUCUCCUCAUCCUCAGGCGUCGUUGUCCUGGCCGGCACAAACAGGCCGGACGUCCUUGACAAGGCGCUGCUGAGGGCAGGCCGCUUCGACCGUCAGAUCAGCCUGGACAAGCCUGACAUCAGGGGCAGGGAACAGAUCUUCAGGGUUCACCUGGCAAAGAUCAAGCUGUCCAGGCCCUUGGAGUACUUCUCGGAACGUCUGGGCGCCCUGACGCCCGGCUUUGCAGGGGCAGACAUUGCAAAUGUGUGCAACGAGGCGGCGCUGAUCGCAGCAAGGAGUGGGAAGUCAAGCGUUGACCUGUCUGACUUUGAAGCUGCAGUUGACAGGGUCAUUGGUGGUCUGGAGAAGGCAAACAAGGUCAUAUCCAAGGAGGAACGCCGGACGGUCGCUUACCACGAGUCGGGCCACGCUGUCGUGAGCUGGUUCCUGGAACACGCAGAGCCGCUGAUGAAGGUGUCCAUUGUGCCCCGGGGCACUGCCGCCCUUGGCUUCGCGCAGUACCUGCCAAACGAAAACCUGCUGGCCACCACGGAGCAGCUGACGGAUAUGGCGUGCGUGGCCCUCGGGGGGCGGGCAGCCGAGGAAGUGCUGAUUGGAAGGAUAUCCACAGGUGCCCAGAAUGACCUUGAACGUGUCACAAAGAUGGCGCACGCUCAGGUGGGCAUCUACGGCAUGAACGGCAGGGUCGGCCUGGUGUCCUACCCGCAGGACGACAACGCCUUUUCCAGGCCCUACAGCGAGGCCACGGCGCAGCUGAUGGACGAGGAGGUGAGGGCCCUCGUGGAUAGGGCCUACGCGAGGACGGUGCAAAUGGUGAAGGAAAAGAGGCACCUCGUGUCAAGCAUGGCGGAGGCACUGUUGGAGAGGGAGGUGCUCAACCUGGAAGAUGUCGAGGGCCUCUUGGGGCCCAGACCUUUCAAAUCGGAGGAGCUGAGGAACAUCGACAGAUACAGGAAGGGCCUCCAGGCAGCAGCCCCCACCACCGAAGGUGCCGCAGGGCCACAUUCCUCACAGCGCGCCCUGGACAACUCCAAGCCAAGCAGCGGGCCAUCCACUGCAGAAGAUUCCGGAGCCACAGAUGUCGAUCCAGAGGCGCCCACUGAAGUUGGUGAGCAGGUUGGGUGUGGGGAUGGAUCCGGGGCGGGAUGCAGCGGGGUUGGGGCGGCGGGGGAGAGUGAAGCUGGCAGGUGUCAGGGAGGUAGGGGCAGGAGGACAGCCGCGUCGUGA
Molecule: messenger RNA, 2208 nt
Organism: Ostreobium quekettii
Lineage: Eukaryota; Viridiplantae; Chlorophyta; Ulvophyceae; Bryopsidales; Ostreobiaceae
Source: the annotation of a GenBank genome assembly